Pseudomyrmex gracilis is the source of this 3363-nucleotide messenger RNA. RefSeq names its product DNA excision repair protein ERCC-6-like. The transcript has 16 exons. Gene Ontology annotation, biological process: transcription-coupled nucleotide-excision repair. Gene Ontology annotation, cellular component: nucleus. NCBI's taxonomy places the organism in Eukaryota, Metazoa, Arthropoda, Insecta, Hymenoptera, Formicidae. Gene Ontology annotation, molecular function: ATP binding; ATP-dependent chromatin remodeler activity. Bases 132 to 3308 code for a protein of 1058 amino acids. The record is from RefSeq and is a predicted model, not a curated record.
AAAUUUUUUUUUUAUGCGAUAAUUUAAAAACUACUUACAUAUGUAUAGAACUCUAAAACGUCGCUGUGUAUAUUUAACUGCGCUAUAUAUGAAUUAACAAGAUAUGUGACGACUUUCUUCAUCUUUUCGCGAUGGCAGAAACUAAUGAUGACAAUUCAUCGAGCCUUAAUGACAUGACGAGAAAAGUAAUCGAGGAUGAGCUUCCAAAUAAUUUAGAAGAGAUAGUAUCUGUGAAAACGGAAGAUAGCGUAGUGCAACAAGUUUCGGAGCAAAUUGAAAAUGCCUCGAAAUCCUUCAAUCAGGACAGAACUCAGGAAGAUACUACACAAUUGAGUGUUAAAGAAGGUGAAGAAAUUGAUGGCACACUAACUCACAAGGAAAAGUUGCAAAAACAGGUGGAAAUUGGAGAGAUUACUCCUUUUGAGGCAAUAUCUAAACAGUCGGCUUUGGAACAGACAGAAAAAAUUAUCAAGAAAGGCUCUCACUUGGACCUUGAGAAAUAUUUUAAACAGCAAGCUGCUCUUGCGGAGCAGAAAAGGAAGUUAAAGAAAGUGCCUAAAGCAUCUUCCGACAAAGAUCAUCCAAUCCCAGCCAAAAAAGCAAAAGUAUUCAACGUUGAUGCAAGAUCGAAUAAAAAUGCUCCAAAAUCUUCUAAACACGAGGAAAACGUCAAAACUAACAUUCCGCAAUAUACAAAAGAAGUGGAGUCUUCAAGUGUUACAAAUGAAUCUACAGACAUAAGUUCCGGAAGCGAAUACAUUCCCAGUGAUAAUGAAGUCGAUUCUGAUGCGGAAAGUAAAGCAGUGUCAAAGAAAAGAAAAAGUUUUACUAAAUCAAAGUGCACACGUACAAAGAGAACUCGUGACGACGGAGAUAAUUGUACAUUCAAGCAAAGAAUGGAAACGAACAGCUAUCCUACAACAGAAGAAAUGCACAAAAUCGACACUCUAUUUAAAGUACCGCUAUGUAUUUGGGAAAAAUUGUACAAAUAUCAAAAGGUUGCGGUUAAAUGGCUUUGGGAAUUACACGGUCGUAGAUUGGGCGGUUUAUUGGGCGACGAGAUGGGAUUAGGAAAAACCGUACAAGUUAUCGCUUUUCUCGCGGGAAUGGAUUGCAGCGAAUUGCUCUCUUACAACGGAAGAUUCCGAGGUCUAGGUCCAACCAUAGUUGUGUGUCCUGCUACUCUGAUGGAACAAUGGGUGAAACAUUUUCACGAAUGGUGGCCUUUUUUCAGGGUCGUUGUGCUUCACCAUUCUGGUGGUUACAACGGUGAUCCAGAAGAUCUGAUAGAAUCCUUACAAACUGGCGGAAUACUCGUAACUUCUUACAAUGGUGUUCUCAAACACAAAGAUUUGCUCGCAUCUAGUCAGUGGCAUUAUGUUAUUCUUGACGAGGGACAUAUGAUUCGUAAUCCACAAGCGAAGGUAAGCCGCGCAGUUAAGCGAUUCUCAACGCCACAUCGAUUGUUGUUAACCGGCAGUCCGAUGCAGAAUUCUCUAAAGGAAUUGUGGUCCCUGUUUGAUUUCAUUAUCCCCGGCAAAUUAGGAACUCUUCCCGUGUUUCUGGAACAUUGUGUAGCUCCUAUAACGCGCGGCGGUUACGUAAACGCUACGUCGCUGCAGGAAGCCACGGCUCUGCAAGUGGCUACAUUGUUGAAGGAUACCAUCACGCCGUAUAUGCUCCGGAGAACGAAGACUGACGUAAAACAUCAUCUCACACUGCCGAAAAAAAACGAGCAGGUAUUAUUCUGCAGCUUGACGGACGAACAAAAGAAACUGUAUAAAAAAUAUCUGUCUUCCGACGACGUAUUGUAUGUCUUACACGAGAGAAAUAGUAAUCAGGAUAGAGGAAGAUACAGAGCGAGGUUUCUUAUUGCGUUGUCGGCGUUGAGAAAACUUUGCAAUCAUCCGGAUUUGUUUUUAUACACUCGAGAAAUGGAUUCGGACGAAGACGUCGACCUGUCCGAGGAACAGUUACAGAAAUUCGGUUAUUGGAAACGAGCCGGGAAAAUGAUUGUGGUGCGAUCUCUCUUGAAAAUCUGGCACAAACAAGGACACAGAGUAUUACUUUUCACUCAGGGAAAACAGAUGAUGCACAUUUUGGAAUGUCUUUUGCAAUUGGAAGGAUACACGUAUCUAAGAAUGGACGGCACGACGAUAAUGUCUCAGCGACAGCAAACAAUUCACAAGUUCAACAAUAAUCCAUCGUAUUUUGUAUUCCUGCUAACAACGCGCGUAGGAGGCUUGGGAGUGAAUUUGACCGGUGCGAAUCGAGUGAUAAUUUACGAUCCCGACUGGAACCCAGCCACGGAUGCUCAGGCGAGAGAACGCGCAUGGAGAAUAGGUCAAAAUAAACAAGUCACUAUCUACAGAUUAAUUACCGCUGGCACGAUCGAGGAAAAGAUAUAUCACAGACAGAUCUUCAAGCUGCUACUUUCCAACAAAGUUCUCGACGAUCCACGUCAACGCCGAUUGUUUCGAACAUCAGAUCUUAUAGAAUUGUUCAAUCUGAACGAACCUAUUAACGGCGAUUCUUCAGAAUCCGAUAGCUUGUUUAGAGAAUCCCGACUGAUGCCCGCACCGAGUUUUUCUCACAGCAAGAUCGAGAAGAUGAAAAAAUUAGCCUCGGCUCUGAGCAAAAAAAUAAGCGCGACGAUACAAUCGACUUCCAACGAGGAUAAAAGUGACAACAGUUCUGGGAAUAAAAACAACGAGCAAAAUAAUAAUUCGGGACACAUCGAGACUGUCGUUGCUGAAAACGACGUGUCUGAGAACAAAACAUUAUCUCCCAAUCAAAUCGAUACACAAAACAAUCUGAACAAACAAUGCAACGAAGAUUCGAAUACAAAUUUGGAUGUUGAAAGGAACACAAAAACUAAUGAUACGUCUAAAGAUGUUUGCGAACAAGACGUAGCUUCCACAAAUCGUAGUAACGUGGAACAGGAAGACAAGUCCGCUUCAGGCGAUAACAAAACCACAUCUGUUCGUAAACGUAAAAAACACAAAAAGGAAUCGAAGAAUAUUUCCGCGAUGUUUGAAGGAGAACGUGUAUCUUGUCUGAUUGGUCGACGUUUAGGACGUUCUAACGAAGAAGAAGAAUCAGUUUCAACUGCGGAUGAUGAUUAUGUGCUGAGAAAAUUAUUCUUAAAAUCAAAUGUCAGUUCAGCUUUCCAGCACGAAGACGUGUUGGCGAACGCACGUCUCAACGACAAUAAUGAGAGCACGAUGCAACGUUUCGCGCGUGAAUCGGCCUUAGAAAGUAUGGAUUACGUUCGCCAAUCGGGAAAAUUUUGCUGGAAGCCAGAGUGAAAACGUGGAUGAUUAGUGUGAUCUUUGAUACUUGCUUAUAGCAACAUGUUUAUUU